Molecule: messenger RNA, 1472 nt
Organism: Rattus norvegicus (Norway rat)
Lineage: Eukaryota; Metazoa; Chordata; Mammalia; Rodentia; Muridae
Gene: Nkx2-3
Product: NK2 homeobox 3
Exons: 2
Coding region: 2-1090 (362 amino acids)
Biological process (GO): tissue development; regulation of DNA-templated transcription
Cellular component (GO): nucleus
Molecular function (GO): sequence-specific double-stranded DNA binding; DNA binding; DNA-binding transcription factor activity, RNA polymerase II-specific
Source: RefSeq, marked provisional
GAUGAUGAUACCAAGCCCGGUCACCUCCACCCCUUUCUCAGUCAAAGACAUUUUGAAUCUGGAACAGCAGCGGCACUUCCACGGAGCACACUUGCAGGCGGAAUUGGAGCAGCACUUACACUCGGCGCCCUGCAUGCUGGCAGCUGCUGAAGGGACGCAGUUUUCUGAUGCAGGGGAGGAGGACGAGGAAGAAGAGGGAGAGAAAUUGUCCUAUUUGAACUCACUAGCGGCCGCCGAGGGCCACGGAGUUUCGGGUCUCUGUCCUCAGAGCUAUGUCCAUACAGUCCUUCGAGACUCUUGCAGCGGGCCCAAGGAGCAAGAAGAGGAGGUUGUGAGCGAACGGAGCCAAAAAAGCUGCCAGUUGAAGAAGUCUCUCGAAGCGGCGGGAGACUGUAAAGCGAGCGAGGACGGCGAGAGGCCGAAGCCUCGCAGCCGCCGGAAGCCCCGGGUGCUCUUCUCGCAAGCUCAGGUCUUUGAGCUGGAGCGCAGGUUCAAGCAGCAGCGGUACCUGUCGGCGCCCGAGCGCGAGCAUCUUGCCAGCAGCCUGAAGCUCACGUCCACACAGGUGAAGAUCUGGUUCCAGAAUCGCAGGUACAAGUGCAAGAGACAGCGACAGGACAAGUCCCUGGAGCUGGGGACCCACGCGCCGCCGCCGCCGCCCCGCCGCGUGGCAGUGCCGGUGCUCGUGCGGGACGGCAAACCGUGCGUCACUCCCAGCGCGCAAGCCUACGGCUCGCCCUACGGCGUGGGUGCCGGCGCCUACUCCUACAACAGCUUCCCCGCCUACGGCUACGGGAACUCGGCGGCCGCAGCCGCUGCAGCAGCAGCAGCCGCAGCCGCAGCCGCGGCUUACAGCGGCAGCUACGGCUGCGCCUACCCGACAGGCGGCGGCGGCGGUGGUGGCGGCGCAGCCUCCGCCGCGACCACCGCAAUGCAACCCGCCUGCAGCGCCACCGGCGGCGGAUCUUUUGUGAACGUGGGCAACCUGGGAGGCUUCGGCAGCGGCGGCGGCGCGCAACCCUUGCAUCAAGGUGCCGCAGCUGGAGCCGCGUGCGCGCAGGGGACCUUGCAGGGCAUCAGGGCUUGGUAAGGUCUGGGCAGGACACGCGGCUGGCGUCCUACCGCAAGCUGGGCGCCGCGGGAACGAGACACGAGAAAGGACAGACCCAAGGGCCAUGUCCCCUCGUUAAAAUAAAAUACAGACGUAUCGCUCCUUCCAAGGGGCCAGGGUCGCAGCACACUCCAGGCCUGGGAAAGGGCUCAGCGGAGAAAAGAUGCCCUGGUCCAGUCGUCGUCAAGACUGUUUGAGACAGAAACACCGGCCGGGCGCCAGGGAGCAGGUGGCCUCCCCACCCUGGCUCUGUGGGGAGUGCGGGAGGCUGUCGCUUGCUCUCCGGAGGAGGAGGGGGUGCUUUUCUCUUGCCUUCCCUUGGCCUUCUCGUAGUGUGGUCAGGGAACCGGACCGAACAGGG